GCUGGAGACGUCUGGUCUCUCCGGCGGCUGGGGCCUGACUGAGCUGUGAGGGCGAGCUUUUAGACUUCAGGGUCGCCGCCUGACCCUCUGAGGAGCGGGCUCAGAGCUCCCUAGCUCCGCCCACUCCGGCCUCCGGAUGGGCUCUUCCCCCUCCGGGGCGGCGGGGAGCCACACCGCCUCACUACACUGACCAAAGUGGUCCCAAGACUAUUAUGCCAUCCCCUAGAAGUGGAGCCUUAGAAAGUCUCCUACUGAGCCUGUGCCUGCUUAAGGCUGCCCCAGAAGGAAUAUUGAAGAGACAGUAACAAAAUGUAAAACAGUCACAAGAAAAACAAGUAGCAAUUCAAGUGUUCUGCUCCCUUCGUGUCCAUGACUAUUGUUAUUCUGUACUUCCAGCAUUUGGCCGCUGCUGAUGAGACACUGUCAGGACCCACUACCCCAAGAGUUGCUGUGGGGAGAAUAGCAAAGUUACAUCAUGAAUAUCAAUUUCAAACAACAGCCUGAGCCUGAGUUCAACUACAAAGUAAUAACACAGAGAAGUCUGAGCGAUUCUCCUUUUGGAAGAGCAAGUGGAACUUAUUUUCUCUCCAGACACAUCCCACAUUCCAGGACAGUCUGCCAUAUUCAAGGGUUAAAUAAUGCACCUGUCUGUGUUGUGAGAGAUGCAGGGAGUUUUUCAAGACCAUACCAGGCUGCCAGCAAAAUCCUAAUCCCACAGCGAGAAUAUGAUCAGCAACAUGGGCUAACUGGGCAAGGCAUGGGCACGCCAUCUCCUAGCAGCACUACACUAAGCCUCCAGGCUUAUCCACACGUUGGGAAAGGUCCAUCGCGACCAAGUUCACAGCCUGGAAGAGGAGAAAUGGCUGAGUUCUCUAAAAGGUCAAGAGACUCCCUUGCUUUACCGAGAAAGGAAGAUCCUUUGAAAAAACAAUCAGCUCGUCCUCUGACUGCAGUUGGCCAUGAGAUCCAUCCUUCUUCUCUUACCCGUCCCUCUUCUCCAGCCCGUUUUAUGCAUUACAAGCCAGAAGUCAGAGAGAAUAUAAACUAUGUUCCAAACUAUCUGGAUCAGGAAAUAAAAGUCUUGGAAAAACUCCGUGACAUUCUACAGACAGACUCCCUUGCAGAGAUCCAAGAGUGGCUGUCAAGGGCAAGUAUAAGAGAGAAAGAGUUUGUAUCAAAUUUGAUUCGCUCAGAAAUGACUAGCAGGGACUUGCUGAAUUAUCGGCAAAAUACGCCAAAAGAAAGUGCAGUCCAUGAUACAAUGAAGCCUUCCCAUGCCCCUUGGACAGAAACAAGGGAAGAAGUGAACAAGUUCAGGCCUUCAAGUAAAGCAUCAGAAGCAAGUAAAGGAAUGGAACAAGAAAGGGAGAGAGAUGGUCAUUUGCCCACAAGAGGGGAGAGACUUACAAUCCCAAUUUCUGAAAAUGUACGAGGAAGGUCCUCCAGCUCCCAGGGAACGAGCCACAGUCCUUCCUUAGCGCUCCGACAAAAGCCCCACCUCCGCUACAGCAAGUUAUCCACUGAUCAGAGACAUCUUACUGCCAGAGAAUAACUUCCUCUUUAAAGCUUCUGAAACAGCACAACUGUUCCCUUCAAGUAUUACCAUAUGUACUAUUAGCAACAAUAAUUAAAAACAUACCUAAAGCUGGCUUCCCCUUUAAAAACAAACUUGUGUUAAUUUCAUUUAGUCCCUAAGUGUUUCAUCAAAAAUCACUGAAGAGUACAUACAGAAUGACUUCUCCAGAAACUUUUGGAUAUGCUCUUCGUUCAAAAUGCCUAUACAAGUAAGGUUAAGAGAACUGUAAAUAAAAGAUGUUUAAUCUACCCUGCAAGACUCUUAACCCAGGCAUUUCAUCUUUAAGGAAACCUACACUUGCUAU
This is a messenger RNA of Chrysemys picta bellii (western painted turtle), 1880 nucleotides long. RefSeq names its product chromosome 5 C4orf17 homolog (gene C5H4orf17). Lineage: Eukaryota; Metazoa; Chordata; Testudines; Emydidae. The record is from RefSeq and is a predicted model, not a curated record.